Molecule: messenger RNA, 4302 nt
Organism: Glossina fuscipes
Lineage: Eukaryota; Metazoa; Arthropoda; Insecta; Diptera; Glossinidae
Gene: grh
Product: protein grainyhead
Exons: 16
Coding region: 633-4208 (1191 amino acids)
Biological process (GO): regulation of transcription by RNA polymerase II
Cellular component (GO): nucleus
Molecular function (GO): DNA-binding transcription activator activity, RNA polymerase II-specific; RNA polymerase II cis-regulatory region sequence-specific DNA binding
Source: RefSeq, a predicted model, not a curated record
AAAAUAAAAAAAAAGUGCCUUAAAUUUAUUUAUUUAUUGUACAUUAAACAAAUGUUGCUGUUGCUGCUGCUGUUCCUUAUUACAAACAUCAUAAACAAACUGUGAUUUUCCUCACCAGCAACUUACGUGGUCUUGCGAGAAUCUUCCAACAUGUUAUGAUGCCUCAAGAGUGGGUACAUUCCUAUACAUUCAUGGUAAUGUAGAUUCGGAAGACCGAAAUUUGUAGUGCCAUACCUGUAAACACAAACCAGAGAGUUAAGUCGUGGUGUUGCGAAACACUUCUGUCUACAAUCAUCACAACGAACAAACAUUAAACACACAAGCCGUCCCACAACUGAGAUUAAAGUGCCUUUUAUUUUACAAACGUAAUUUUAAGCUUGAAGUCGUAGAAGAGACAUUGACUUAUCUUACAGAAGUCAAAAGUUAGCCAGCCAUAUUAUAGCAAAAACGAAUUACAUGGAUUUAAUUGCGGAAAACGACUGCUAAUAAUUCGGUGCCUUUCUCUAUUACUAUUCGAAGUGAAUUUUAUGUUUAUUUUUUGAGAAAGAGAAAGAGAGAGGAGAGAGAGAGAGAGAGAGAGAGAGAAGGAACAGGUUUUGUGAAAAAUUGAUUCCAAGAAUUAUUGACAUAAAAUGUCAUCAUCAUCUCCGGCUACUACAAGUGUUAUCACUUCGAACGAACUCGCUUUAGCGGCCCAAGCUAGUAUGCAUCAUCGUGCUGCUCAUUUAAGUGAAGCUCCUCUGUCGCCGGCUCGUGCUAAUUCGGUUAGUGUUGCUGGUGCCACUGGCACAACGACCGGCAAUAUUGUCACAACAACUAGUAUAGGAUCAUCGGGCAGUGGUAACGGUCUACCGCUAAUAUCACCGAACGCUAUGCAUCGUUCACCGGAUAGUCCUCAGCCGGAAUUAGCUACCAUGACUAAUGUUAAUGUUCUAGACUUGCAUACGGAUAAUCCUAAACUGUACGAUAAAGAUGCAGUUUUCAUAUACGAAAGUCCGAAAGUUGUUAUGACGGGGGGACAACAAGAUGAGCAUGUAAUCGAUGCUCGCAUGGUGGCUCAGCUAAAUCAUCAGCAAAAUGCUGUUCAAGCUAGUGCAGAAAAUCAACCUCUUGCCAAAAUAGAAUUCGAUGAAAAUCAGAUAAUACGUGUUGUCGGACCAAACGGUGAGCAACAGCAAAUCAUUUCGCGUGAGAUUAUCAACGGAGAGCAUCAUAUCCUGUCACGUAAUGAGGCUGGCGAACAUAUACUUACCCGCAUUGUAAGUGAUCCCUCGAAAUUAAUGCCAAGCGAUAAUGCAGUAGUGGCAGCUAUGUUUAAUCAGAAAAUGGCUAACGAACAUGCGGGAGUAUAUCAAACGUCUCCCUUGGAUGCUUCCGUUUUGCAACAUUACGAUACGGAAGCGGUAGUAAAAACCGAAGUUGAUAUUUACGAUGAUCCGAAAAAACAACAAACCGGUCAAAUUAUUUACACUACUACCGGUCAAGACGGCACUACAAAAUCAUUGCCACAUCUACCCAUGCCCACUAAAUUAGAUCCCGAGUUGUAUCCGGGCGAAAAACACAUCGAUUUAAUUUACAACGAUGGCAAUAAAACAGUCAUAUAUACCACUACCACCUCCGAUCAAAAAGGUCUUGAAAUAUAUUCGGGCAGCGAUUUAAGUGGUUUAGUGGCUGACGGUCAAGUUGUAGUACAAGGUGGUCUACAAUAUGCCAGCGCUACUGGUGCAGCCGGUCAACCUGUUUAUAUUGUGGCCGACGGAGCUUUGCCGCCUGGUGUAGAAGGGCAUAUACAAAGCGCUCCCAGUGCUACCGUUAGCAAACUGAAUGGCCAGACCACACCUCUUGAUGUGUCGAGCCUAUCGCAAAACGAAAUACAAGGCUUAUUGCUUGGCUCACACCCAUCGGCUACAACAGCUGCUGUGGCGGCUGCAGCUGCCGCUAAUAUUACAACAACGGCGACUAUUCAACAGCAGCAACAACACCAGCAACAAACAACUAUAGUAACGGCUGGUGGUGGUGCGGGUGGCGGUACUGGUAAUGGUACUGUUGUUAUUACAGCAGAUCAGCAACGUCAACCAGGUACCGCCACUACGAUUAGUAUUAAACGUGAGCCGGAGGAUUUGCGUAAAGAUCCGAAAAACGGUGCCGCUAGUAAUGGCUCAACGGCCAGUAGCGGACAAAAGGUAAUUGUGGUGCAAACGCCUUCACCCACAACAACACACAUACAAAUCAAAGAACCGCCACCCAGUCCUGGAAGUCCCACAAAUACCGAAGCAAACAUGUAUGCUGCCGGCGGCGGCACUCAAAUCUAUUUGCAGGGCCCGCAUCAGAACUCGGCUGGUGGCGCCGGAUCAGCGGUGAAUACGCAAACACCCAGCCCAGGUCCUUACAUUGGAGCCGAUGGUUAUGGCAUGUACACAACUGGCCGUUUAACAACUGCUCCAGCGACAACUUUUAUAGCCGAGAACUACUAUCGGGAAUAUUUUACCACAGACGGUCAAGGUUAUACGCCCACGCGUACCAUUUAUGGCGACAAUGAUGGUAGCCAACCUACAGCUACUUAUGAGGGACGUUUCACUACCACCACCUCCGUUGCUAACAAUAAUGCUCCACCGCCUCACCCCGCUACUACGGUCUUAAAGAAUGGUGGCACUCCGAUCUAUACGAAAACAGUAACCGCUGCUGGCCUUACAGUCGAUUUGCCUAGUCCGGAUUCGGGUAUAGGAGCCGAUGCGAUAACACCCAGAGAUCAAAACAACAUACAACAGUCUUUCGAUUAUACGGAACUUUGCCAACCGGGCACUUUGCUGGAUAAUAACAGCGGUAUACCGGUAUCCGUCAAUAAUAUACCACGUGGUGCUGUUAGUGUUCAUGGGGGUCAAAAUAGUCCGACUACAUCGCUGGGUGGCACAAGUGCCAACGGUAGUGCUACACGUUCGAGGCCGUGGCAUGAUUUUGGCCGACAAAAUGAUGCUGAUAAGAUACAAAUACCAAAAAUUUUCACAAAUGUGGGCUUCAAAUAUCAUUUGGAAAGUCCGAUUAGUUCAUCACAACGACGAGAAGACGACCGAAUAACGUAUAUAAAUAAAGGACAAUUUUAUGGCAUUACCUUGGAAUAUAUACCCGAUCCUGAUAAACCUAUUAAGAAUACCACAGUUAAGAGCGUAAUUAUGCUAAUGUUUCGUGAAGAGAAAAGUCCUGAAGAUGAAAUUAAAGCCUGGCAAUUUUGGCAUAGUCGACAGCAUUCGGUAAAACAAAGAAUUUUGGAUGCAGAUACCAAGAAUUCUGUUGGCCUGGUUGGUUGUAUUGAAGAAGUAUCUCACAAUGCCAUAGCCGUUUAUUGGAAUCCAUUAGAAAGUUCCGCUAAGAUUAAUAUCGCCGUGCAAUGUUUGAGUACAGACUUUAGCAGUCAGAAGGGUGUCAAGGGUCUGCCUCUUCAUAUACAAAUUGAUACCUUUGAGGAUCCCCGUGACACACAAGUCUUCCAUCGAGGCUAUUGCCAAAUUAAGGUUUUCUGCGAUAAGGGUGCUGAACGUAAAACACGAGACGAAGAGCGGCGCGCUGCUAAACGUAAAAUGACGGCCACCGGUCGUAAAAAAUUAGAUGAACUUUAUCAUCCAGUUACCGAUCGUUCGGAAUUCUAUUCUAUGCAAGAUUUAUUAAAGCCGCCCGUUUUAUUUUCACCAGCCGAUGAUUUGGAAAAGGGCUUCUAUGGCCAUGAGACUGAUGGAGCGCCCGAUCUAAAAGGUGCAUCACCAUUUUUAUUGCAUGGACAAAAGGUAGCCACACCGACUUUGAAAUUUCACAAUCAUUUUCCGCCCGAUAUGCAGACUGAUAAAAAGGACCAUAUUUUGGAUCAAAGCUUAGGUAUGAAUGAAUUUGGCCCGGCAUUGAAACGUGGCCGCAUGACACCGCCCACCAGUGAACGUGUGAUGCUGUAUGUAAGGCAAGAAAACGAAGAUGUCUAUACCCCGCUACAUGUUGUGCCACCUACCACUAUUGGUCUAUUAAAUGCGAUUGAAAGUAAAUACAAAAUCUCCACAACGAGUAUAAAUAAUGUAUACAAAAAAAAUAAAAAAGGGAUUAAAGCGAAAAUGGAUGAUGACAUGAUUUCUUAUUAUUGCAACGAAGAUAUAUUUGUGUUGGAAGUGCUACAAAUCACGGACGAAUUAUAUGAUAUCUUUUUACAGGAAGAAACUGAACACUGAAAGUUAUUGGAUAAAAAGUAACAGUAACAGAGAAUACUCGGCUCUUUAAACAAAUGAAAAAGAAAAGAAAAAACAAACCAGUUACAAUAAAUUA